UUGAUGGAUGAUGUAGACGACUGCAUCUCUUACACAAAACCUCAAAGACCGUACAUAUUGGCUAUCACUACGCGUCUGUUUGGCUUUUACAUACAGUUUACUUGCAUUUAGCAUAUUACUCAAUCAGCAUGCUUAAAUCCAAAUGGGCCACACAGGAGGAUGAGGCGCCCGCGGCUACACCCACACAGCAAGAAACAGCAGCAACAGAGGCCCCUGCCGUCAACGUAACCUAUGACGCAGCCUACCCCGACCCCGUCGUCGACCCCUUCGCCCAAACCGCCGGCACAGACGACCUCUUCUUCGACGACGACAUAACGCCCAUCUCGCAGCCCGUCGUCGAGCAAAGCACCCUCGGCGCCACAGCCCCCGCCUUUGUCCCCGCCCCACAGUCCGCCCCAACACCGCAGACCCAGCCGCCCAAAGCCCCGCGCGAGCCCCGCGCCGAACGAGGCAGAGGACGAGGUCGCGGCCGCGGCGAGCCACGCGCACGCGGCGAACAACGAGGCCGCGGGAGAGGCGGCCGCGCGCGCGGCGGGCCCGUGGGCGACAUCCGGCUCGAAGAGGCCGCCGCGCCCGACGCACCCAGCGCCGCCGCACCCACACCCCCCGCCGCCCCCGCGGCCACCGCCUCGCCGCCCGCCGACGCGCCCACGGGCCCCGCGACGCCCUCCACAGCCUCGGUGCGCGGCGACCGCACCCUCACCGGCGGCUCGAAGCGCACACGCCUCACCGAAGCCGAACUCAGCCUCAAGCUGGCCAACAUGCGGCGCAAAAACGACGCCCUGGCCUCCGCACACGCGCGCGCCGAAGCCGACGCCGCGGCCGCCGCGGCCCGCGAAGCCGUGCUCAAGACGCAGGAAGCCGCGCGCAAGAAAGCCGCGGCCGAGAAAGUCAAGGUCGAGCGGCGCGAGCGGCAGGUCCUGAUGGGCGAGCGCGAGCGCAAUCGCCUGCGCAAGCUGAAUGCGCAGGGGGGCCGGGAGUGGGAUCUCGAGAAGGAAGAGGGGUUUGACGGGACGGGCGAGGUGCGGCGGGGUGCGGGGCGGGGCGCGCACGGGGGCGUGGCGCGCGAGGGGCGUGGAGACGGCGCGAGGGAGCUGUUUGAGGGCGAGACGGGCGCGCGGGGCGGCAGGGGGAGGGGCAGAGGCGGACGCGGCGGGCGCGGUGGUCGCGGCGAGCACCACGACGGGCGCCACGAAGGAAGGUCCCACGAGGGCAGGUCGCAUGAGCCGAAGUCCAACGCACCCCCGGCACAACCAAAAGCAGCAGACUUCCCUACACUCCCCUCGUCGACCCCCGCGGCGCCCUCGCCCAACGCCCCGCGCAUCCAGGAAUUCAAAAUCAAAGGCAAAGGCGAGGCCAAGAACGAGGAUAUCCGCAAAUCCGAGCCAGCGCUGCAGGCCGAGCUCGGUGCGCCGGCGGCCACGAGCAACGAGACUGGGGAUACAGCGAAGGUGAAGGUGUCCGACAAGAAGACAGACACUGCCGCGAAAAACAACGACGCCGCCGAGAAGACCUCAAACCCCGCAGACAAGCAGGACCCCCCCGCGCGCCCCGCGAUAGCAAAAGUCGAGUCUUUCGGCCUGGAGCCGAUGCGGAAGGGGCAGAGUUGGGCGGACGACGAGUAGGGUGGUCUGUCGGGAAUACGGGAUUCUGUGGGGACUACUGGGAUCUGUCGGGACUGCGGGGGAUGUGGACUCAUGAGGAAG
Messenger RNA from Boeremia exigua, 1706 nucleotides. RefSeq lists its product as uncharacterized. The coding region runs from base 129 to 1625 and encodes 498 amino acids. The record is from RefSeq and is a predicted model, not a curated record. Lineage: Eukaryota; Fungi; Ascomycota; Dothideomycetes; Pleosporales; Didymellaceae. The transcript has 2 exons.